Harmonia axyridis is the source of this 2776-nucleotide messenger RNA. RefSeq names its product tetratricopeptide repeat protein 27-like. The record is from RefSeq and is a predicted model, not a curated record. NCBI's taxonomy places the organism in Eukaryota, Metazoa, Arthropoda, Insecta, Coleoptera, Coccinellidae. The coding region runs from base 155 to 2560 and encodes 801 amino acids. Gene Ontology annotation, molecular function: protein binding. The transcript has 3 exons.
UGAUGACCCUCGUACCUAUCGAUGUCUGGAAAAUUGUAACCUGCCGAUGAGAGGUUAUAUUUUUUCAUAGUUUUCCAAUGAUCUCGUUCUAGACUGAAAUUAAAAUAAUCAACAUAGGUCCUACUACCUGCUAUAUUUCCUCAUUGUAUUAAACAUGGGGGGAUCCGAUAUUCUGAAGGAGUACUUUUUUUUUAUUGAAAACAACAAAGACAUAGAAGAUGGAAAUUAUCCUGAUGCAUCCGAGUUAAUGUGCCGAAUUAGAGAUACUGAUAUUUGGAAUCAUUUUAUCGAAAAAUCUUUUGAUAGCGUCGAAUUACAAGAAUAUUUCACUAGUCUAUCGUCAGAAGUGAGAAGUAGAAUAUUUAAAUUUGGAAUAUCCUGUUUUGUCCAUUUUGUUCAAGCAAAUUUCACAGGUCCUGAUUUAACUUCUGAUGUUACUGAUAUAUUUAAUAAUCCCAAGAUAGUGGCUAUAGAUUUUCCAAAAUUUCUUACACUAAAUAAUGAAGAAAUAAAUGUGAAUACUAAGCAUCCUAUUUUAUUAGUUGUAUCUAAAUGUAUUUUCGAAAAGUGUUUAGUUGCAAAUAUUGUGAAUUCACUAUGGACAUGGAGAAGUAUUAUUAUCCAUCAGCAGAUAAUGGAAGAACUGAGCCCUCUUCUUCUGUCUCAAGCAGAUGCCUUGAAAAAGCAAAUCACCACCUUUAAUCUCAAAGGCUAUGAGAAAGCAAAAUUUGAUAUAGAAUUUGCACAGUUAUAUUUAACUUUUCAUCAUGUAGCUAAGGCUAAGGAGCAUAUCUAUUCAGCGGAUGAUAUACUUGGUGUCCAAUUUAGUUUACAAGGAAAACUCUCAAAAAGAGCUAAACAUCAGGAAAAGGAUACAGCUCAAUUGACUCUAGAAAUAUCUAUAUCAUCAGACAAUCCAGAAAUAAAACGACCACCUGUUCUCGAUUUUGAUAUACCAAAGAAUAUAAAAACACACGAGCCAAAAUCGGAAAAAGCAUCUAAUAAUAAAGAAGCUCCAACUAAAGGAUCUUCAAGUACGAAAAAUAUCAGUAUUCCGAACACAGAACAGAAAUUAUUUUUAGCAAGAGUGAAUGAGAUGAUGAUAGCUAAGCCUCAGGAAGAUUUGCAGAUUGGUGAACUCCGACCAUUUAUUGAUCUCUUGUUGAAUCAAAAAAAUACAUGGGCUGUACGGGUAGCCACUCUGUUACUUCGUUGCAAAAUCGAGACGUUGUUUGGAAAGGUAGUAGAGAAAACCUUGGCUCAGUGUAGAGAAAUCAUGGAUUGCUAUGAUAGGCCUAACCCUCAUAUCUUAAGCCGAUUUGCUGAUGUUUUUAGUACAGGUUUGGUGCCUAUGUGGAGGGUGGAGGUCCAAUGCGCCGAAGUUCUAAUGCAAUUGGGCCUGAACAAGCAUGCAUUAGAUGUGUACAAAAAGGUUCAACAGUGGGAAAAUAUCAAUGGGUGUUAUGUUCGAUUGAAAGAUAAACAAAAGGGUAUUGACUUGAUCAAGAAAAAAUGUGAGGAAAAGGAAUCUGUGAGAAUGCUGUGUGUAUUAGGAGAUAUAACCGAUGACGUAUCCUGCUACGAAAAAGCCUGGGAACUUUCUAAAAAACGAAGUCAUAGGGCACAAAGACAAUGGGGCCAUUUCUUCUAUACCCGAAAGCAAUAUUCAGAAUGCAUACCUCAUUAUGAGAAAUCGGUCAGUAUCAAUCCUCUUCAAUCCCAAGUUUGGCUAAGACUUGGUGUUGCUGCUCAGCAGACUGAGUUGUGGCAUGUAGCAGCAACAGCCUAUCGGAGAUAUACAAACUUGGAACCCGACGGCUUCCAAGCAUGGAAUAAUCUAGCCCAAGCCUACAUUAAGAUAAACAACAAAAGAAGCGCUCAGAAUGCUCUGUUAGAAGCCCUGAAGUACAACUACGAAAGCUGGAAAAUAUGGGAGAACCUGCUCUUAGUAAGCACCGAUACAUACAGUUACGGAAAUAUCAUAAAGGCCUACCACAAAGUCCUAGAUUUGAAAGGGAAAUAUCUCAAUUUGGAAGCAUUGAACAUCCUAGUUUUCAACGUUUGUAACGAGGUCUCAGAUGAACAUAAGAGAGCUGAACUGAGACUUCAUGAUGAGCCUGAAAACUUGAUGCAAAAAUGCAGAGAAUUGCUGGGUAGAGUCGUCUCUAUCUAUCCAGGGGAAGGAUAUAUUUGGGAGUUGUACGCUAGCCUGGUACCUCCCAGUUUACUGAGAGCGCAACGGUUCCAAAGGGCUUUCAGAGCUUAUACACAAGCAGGAUGGGAUAAAAAUCCUCAAACAUGCGUGCAAGUUAUGUGUUUGUGUAUCAAACUAGCAGAAUUAGUGCUCACUAAAGGUGUCGACCUUCAAGAUCAUUUGUUGUCUUCUGUAAAAACUAACUUGACUUCUGCCGUUUCUGCUACUAAGAAACACGAUUGGGAGGAGUCUAGAUCACUUGUUGAUGAGGUUUCUGUCCAUCUUGAGAGGUUGGUUGAAAAAGUCAAGAGAUUGGCAGAGAAAAACAGUGAAAUUAACAAUGGUGAGAGACUGGUAAUCCGUUAGUGUCAUUUAUAAUUCUGCCAGUUCUUUUAUUGUACAUUUCAAGUUCGUAAGUUUUCAUUUCAGAAUGUGAUUGAAACUUUUAAAUUAUUCCUUUUUAAAUUGGACAGAUUUUGCAAUCAUUCAAGGAAAUUGUCUAAUCAUUCAAUAAUAUAAUUUUGAAAUGUAACUUUGUGUUUGUGUAAUGAUUGUUUUCAAAUUAUAUUUUUAUUACGCUAA